GACUGGAUCCUUUCAUCCACCAGUACAUGGGAAAGUGUGGGAACACGCAGCUGCUAUGCACGGGGGGGGAGUGCUUCUUGCACUUAAAUGGUCCACCAUGGAGCUGCACUUUUCAUUUUUGGGCUUACAAUUUAGUGGUGAUAGUCUACGACCAGAGGUCUUCCUUUAUCUUCCAUGCAGGCUCACCUGAUGUUUUCUUUAACAACUGUGGAACCGCAGGCUGUUAGCUUGGUAUUUGUUGGAUCCUAAAGAGCAACUAGAAGAACACAUUUAACCUCUGCUAUACUUAGUGGAGCAGUACAGGAAGUUUUUUCUUUAAAGAGUUAUUGGUGCUUUCCCUAGCACCAGUAUGCCAGACAGGAUUUUGCUAUUUGAAAUAAUUUGUCUUAAAGCGUUGGAAAGGAUGCGUCCUUACCUAUGCGAUAAAAUCAUAGCCGAGAGACACUUUGAUUACCUACGUUCAAGGAAAAUACUCACUAGAGAGGACACAGAAGAAAUUUCUUCUCGAUCUUCCAGUAGGAAGAAAACUGGGAAGUUACUGGACUACUUGGCAGAAAACCCAAAGGGACUAGAUGCUUUGAUUGAAUCUAUCAGACGGGAAAGAACACAAAACUUCCUGUUACAAAGGAUAACUGAUGUAGUGUUGAAGGUCAAAAAUGAAAAACUUGAAGCUCUCAAAGGUCUAAGCUGUAGCACCUGUAUGACUUCACUGUAUGGAGGAACAAAUAAUCUUUCUAGAUCAUAUUCUGAUGAAUCUAAUUUUUUUGAUAAAACAAAAGACAAAGAAUCUACCCAGAUACAUCACCCAGAAGAAGAUCACAGCACCGCCGCGUUUGUGUCUGCUGUCUCUCUUCACUCAAUGAAUUUACCAAUCACAGAGAUGGGAAACGCAGAGAGUGCUGUUUUCUCAGCCACCCUUCCAGGGCCUGGAGACCCUGGUGCUCCCCCACUCCCCCCAGAGCUCCAGGCAGAGCAGCAAGAACCAUGUAGUAGUUCAAGUGAAAACUGCUUUCUGCCUUUAAGAUCACGUUCUGUUCAGCCACAAUGAACGUAGUGACUUUUGUCUGUUCAUCCAGAUGGUACUGAAACUCUGUAUGAUGGCUCAUAAAGGUUAAAGCAAUGUUUUCAAAGUGUUAACUAGCAAAAUCAGAGGUAACAAUCCAUUUACUGGUUUUAAGGAGUUAACUUUUUUGUUU
Messenger RNA from Neopsephotus bourkii (Bourke's parrot), 1196 nucleotides. It is a transcript of the gene BCL10, whose product is annotated as BCL10 immune signaling adaptor. The record is from RefSeq and is a predicted model, not a curated record. Lineage: Eukaryota; Metazoa; Chordata; Aves; Psittaciformes; Psittacidae. Gene Ontology annotation, molecular function: protein kinase B binding; transcription coactivator activity; NF-kappaB binding. Gene Ontology annotation, cellular component: CBM complex; cytosol. The transcript is spliced from 3 exons. The coding region runs from base 350 to 1048 and encodes 232 amino acids. Gene Ontology annotation, biological process: apoptotic process; adaptive immune response; canonical NF-kappaB signal transduction.